AAAUAUCCGGCCGGUGGGUCCCCAGCCUGUUCUCAUCCCCCGGCAGAGCCUUGUUAAGGUUAUGUUUUUGUAAGUUUGUAGUGCGCUGAUUUUCACAAUUCAAGUUCCACGGAAGUUAGCCGUUUCCUACAUGUAAAAAUUGUCCGGAAAAAAAAUAGAUCAGAAGUCGUUAAAUUUAAUUUUGUAAAGAUUCCCGUCUGAGUCCAACGUCCGAAGGCCGGCGGGAGGUAUUUUUCAAGUAAAUAGGACGAAAGAGGAAACAAGCGGCCAUGGGCGUGCCGAAGUUCUUCCGAUAUAUAUCUGCCAGGUACCCUUGCAUAAUAGAACACCUGAGAGAGCACGAGCUGCCCGAAUUCGACAAUUUCUACCUGGACAUGAACGGCAUCAUCCAUACUUGUUCGCACACCGACAAAAUCGAAUCUUCUCUCCCGGAGGAGGAAAUAUUCAAAGAGAUAUUUCGUUAUGUGGAGCUUCUGUUCAACACAAUCCAGCCGAAGAAGCUGUUCAUGCUCGCUGUCGACGGUGUAGCACCUAGGGCAAAGAUAAACCAACAGAGAGGACGGAGGUUCAGGACGGCCAGGUCGGUCGAGGUGGAAAAGAAAAAGCUCAUGAAGAAGAACCAGACCGUCCCGGAAGAAUUGUUUGACACAAACUGCAUAACCCCGGGCACAGAGUUCAUGGCGAGGCUUGACGAACAACUUCAGUAUUUUAUCAACUAUAAAAUCACGACGGACAAGAAGUGGCAGAAGCCGAAAAUAAUAUUCUCUGGCGUCCAUGUACCCGGGGAAGGCGAGCACAAAGUUAUGGACUACAUAAGGUACCUGAAGGCGCAGGACGACUGGGACCCGGACACGUCGCACUGCCUCCACGGGAUGGACGCCGAUCUCAUAAUGCUCGGCCUGUGCACGCACCAGCCGAAUUUCUCCAUACUCAGGGAAGAGGUGACGUGCGGUUCAAUACGUCUGAAAAGGAAAUCGAUCGAAGUUUUUGAUUUCCUCCACCUCUCAUUACUCCGCGAAUACAUUGACCUCGAGUUCAAAAAGUUGAAAGACGUUUUGCCUUUUCCGUACGAAUUAGAGAGGAUAAUCGACGACUGGAUCUUGAUGUGUUUUCUUAUCGGUAAUGACUUCCUGCCCAACAUACCAACUUUUUACAUAGCAAAGAACAUACUUGCCACACUGUUUGAGAAGUACAUCGAAAUCCUUCCUACACUCGGAGGCUACAUCAACGAAUACGGCACGCUCAAUUUGGAACGCUUUGAGAAAUAUUUACAGAAAAUGGCCGUCUGGGAGUUUGAAGUGUUCAAAGAGAACUUCGGUUUGUUCCAAGUCAAGGAUAUGGACCAGGCCAAUGAAAAUGCCGGUCAGGUUGUAAAGAACGAGCUUGACAGUGAAAGGUGGAACAUUAACGGUACAGAACUGGCCAAAAUAAUCCGAGAUGCUAAGGAUCAUGUAAAUAAAAUGUUUAGUAAACAACAUGAAUUGUCACCCGAUGAAGAUGGCAAUAGUGAUGAUGAAGAGGCUUACAGGGCUGAAUUCGACUUAAACAAGAAACACUACUAUUUAACCAAAUUUGAGGACAAACUGUCCAAGGAGGAAGUUUCUCAGACUGUCGAGGAAUAUGUAAAAGCGAUCACGUGGAUGCUCACGUAUUAUUACAAAGGCUGCCAGUCAUGGUCAUGGUACUACCCUUUUCACUACACGCCGCAGCUGUCCGACAUGCACAGCUUCAGUGACAAGGUGUUCACGUUCCCAGACGAUGAGCCUUUACAGCCGCUCCAGCAGCUUGUCUCUGUCCUCCCUUCCCAAAGCCAUAAGCUUUUGCCUAAAGCCUUCCAGCAUUUGUUGAUAUCACCGGAUUCACCAAUUUCCAGCUACUACCCUGUAGACUUUCAGUUGGACUUCAACGGGAAGCUGAACGAAUGGGAGGCCAUUGUGGUGAUUCCUUUUAUUGAUCAGGAGAAAUUGGUAGAUGCCAUGGCACCAUAUUACAAAGAUCUGACAGAAGAAGAAGUCCUCCGAAAUGGUGAAAGGCCAUUGUUAAUAUAUUCAUAUUCGGCCGAGCCCAGUGGGACGUUCAAAUCGCCAGGUUAUUUCCCAGAUAUUGUAUCGAACCGGGCAAUGUCUGUCUCUUUGUCGAGGAAGGAGCUGAUCAUCGACGAAGCGAGGCUCAUGGCCAGUAUGGAGCCACGUGUCAGCAAGGGCCAGCUCUGCCGGCUGAACACGUUUCGCGAUGUCAAGCUAACGACGAGGCUCGAAUACGGACGAGUGUACUUGUCGAACGUGUCAUACCAGACGUUGAUGCUCCAUAUACACAAACGCAACAUCAGCAUGGUGAUGAGCUGGUCGGAUGAAAAUCAGCCCUCCGACGAUUUGGACGCCGAGGUGGAAUGUGAUACUGACAUUGACAAAUUGGAAGAAAUCGCGGUGUCCCUCAUCGCUAAAGAAGUCUUCGUAAAUUGGCCUCAUCUCUCUCGUGCCUUGGUGGUAUCGGUUGUGUCCAAGACGCAUAAAUUUAUGAAAAACGAAUCAGGAGAAUUGGUGAAAAAAGAACUCAAUGCUUUGGAAAGAUCAAUAUUCAUAUCACAACUUACAGAAAUAAAACAUAAGUAUAAAUCAAAUCAAGGAAUUGUACUUGGCCCGGUCCAAGUCAUCAUCCAAGUCAGAAAGAACGAGGGCAAAAAGUACGAGUUCAAGUCAGACGGUAAAGUAAACUUGGUCUACAAUUGGUCAACAACGCUCACGCCCGUACCAUAUGAGUUGGUUGUACAGUUAGACGGCUACUCGUACGACAUCACAAAUGCCGAAAUGGAUCUCAACGAGGUUUUCGCCCCAGGUGACGUCUGUUUCUUCCUUGGUAGCCAGUAUUACGGGGCCAAAGCAACCGUCAUAAACGGCAACGUCAACGGCAAAGUGAAGGUAAACAUUGAAGUGCCUCCUGAGCCCAAUUUCAGCGGCCUCGUCACCGAUGGUGAGGAUUCUCAUGUUAAAUACUUAUCAGCUUCUCAAAUGUCUCAAAUUCUACUGACGAUGGGAGCCAAGGCGAUUGCACAUUUCGCCGGUGCUGUGAUUGUGAACUCUCCCACCAUGGGAAAGAUGAAUAUUGGAUUAAAUUUGAAAUUUAACAAGUUCAAAAAACAGAUCAUUGGGUAUUCGAAAAAAGUCGACAAUAAAUACUGGAAGUAUUCAACGGGAGUGAUGAACGUGUUGACCGAAUACCGAGACGCUUUCCCGAAACUCUUUGAACACGCUGAAAUGGUGCAUGACAGCAAGCUUAACCUCCAGGAGGUGUACGGUGAAGACGCUGACGAAAAAGUGGAAGAGAUAUUGGAGUGGGUGAAUGAGAAAAAGAAAGAGUUGAACUGGAGCCAACUCAAGAGGAUGUUUGGGAGCAAACUCCUGAUGCCAGCGACAAUCGCGAAAAUGGAAAACGUACUCGCGCAAACAUCCUCGAGAGGGAUCGAACCUCAUUUCGUCGAACUCGUUGUCCGUCCGCAUGACCUUUACAUUCCAGAGCAAAAGGUACCGUUGAAAUGCAUCGAUAUGUCCACCUCGGUCGAGCUGCUUGAUAGAGUCGUUUUUGUAGUUAAGAACCACAAGAUCCCUCUCGGCAGUAAGGGAACAAUAGUCGGGUGGAGUUGCGACGAAGACGAGCAUGUUAUGACGUACGAUGUACUAUUCGACGACGAGAUAAAGGAGCUGUUCACCUCGAAGAAGAGUGACUCGAACGUCUACGUAGUGUCAAAGUACAGCUGCCUCAACAUAACGAACUGGAUGAAAUCAAAUCCGGUCAACACGGGGAAGAUGCAGACGGAGCCCCAGCAGCCGAGCAGGAAUGUCAACUUGAACGUGAACAGCCCUGUACAAGAGGAGAACUGGCGAAUAAAAGAAGUCAGCCUUCGUCCUGAAAUGCCCCUGGACAAUAAAAAGCAAAAAGAUGUUAGCCUCAGACCUGAAGCACCACCAACCCUCGACAACAGAAAAAACAGAGUACAAAUCAAUCCGCCUCUGAUGAAGAACACACAGGAGAACAACUGGAGGAACAAUGGUGUUCUUCUGGGCAAUGAAUUUGCAAAGAAAGGUGCCUGCGCUGCUGCCCCUGCGCCGCCGUUCGACAAGUUCAUUCCAUCAAAAGUUUACACAAGGAAGGAACCGUGGCAGCCAGACGUCAUGUCCAAUUUUGUAAACGCUAGAGUUCCUAUCCACGGUUUUAACAAAUGGAGGACGCAAGAGCCAGCAGGUGUGAAUAACGUAACAAAGUUUUUCUCGUCGUACAGGAACAACUCAGGCGUGCCGGAACAUGCCAGCAGGAUGUUCGCUGAUUCGGUACAGCAGCCCAAACAGCAAGAAGUGAUGCAGAAAAAGACAGCCGACUCCGAAUUCCAGGCGAUGUGGAACCACUUGCAAAAAUUGCCUGAGAGCCAGAGACCGCCGUCGUUCCAACCUCCAAUUAACAUCGUCAACGAGCAAACGAACGCCCUAAAGAAAGUGCUGAAACUCAGCGAUGACGACGAUCAAUCAAAGAUGCCAGCUUCAGUUGAGCAGAUGAACUUAAGGCCUGCCCCUACGCUGAAUGCUCAGGUCCCAUGCGGCCAUAGGAACUGUAUCGAUGAUUUCAUUAAGAUGUGUCAAUGUCUUGAUAUGGCGUAUCCGGUGUUCAGCUACGUACACGUGAACCAGACGAAAUUUGUCUACUGUAUGCUGCACUUUGCCGAUGGAUCGGAGUUCAAAGGGCCACAGGCACAGGAUAAAAGCACGGCGGUCAGUCAAGCGGCUUGCCAGGCAUUACGGUUCCUUGAAAAUAAGCAAACGAGGUUACAAAUGAAGCCACCCUUGCUGCCUUCUCCACCUCAGCAAUGGUGUCAAAAUCGAAUUCCAGAUACUAAAAUAGAGGAGAAACCAAUACCAUCAAACAAAGAGUUGAGUUUCAGUGAGGCGAAAUUCGUACCGUUCCAAGUGCAGAAGAGCUUGGCUAGGUCAAAACAGCCAAAAGUCAGCUCCAACGGCCCUAAGAGCCAGCCUCUGCCUCCGCCGCAACCUGACCAGCCAAAGCCGGUCAAAGCGGCCUUCAAGAAUGUUGAUGUUGUCAAACCUGUCCCUAAAUCGCUGUCAAAGCAGGAGGUGUCGAUCCGCCCAGCCGGUGUAAACGCAGCAGGCCGGGGAAGACGGCGUCUUGCAGCCAAAUUCUCGAUGGCAUCUGGCAAAUAAAGGAGAACGUGGGGUGAAGGCCACAAACUCAAACCACACCGGUUUUUUGUUUUAAUUAAAAAAAAAAACUUGUUCUAUGUGAUGCCGUACUUAAAAAUUAUUAGACAAAAAUUAAGGCAUUGAUUUUAUUUGUGAAUAUAACUUUUUUAAAUACUGUUUUUCUCAUUUCUUUUUUUAAUUGACAAAGAUUUUUAACCGAGAAUAAAUUAAAUCACUUAAUUGUAAAUGUGUAAAGUUGAACAAAUUUGUAAUAUAAAAGUGAUUAUUGAUUGAAUAAUAAAGAAUUGAUGUUUUUUGAGA
This is a messenger RNA of Cimex lectularius (bed bug), 5507 nucleotides long. RefSeq names its product 5'-3' exoribonuclease 1-like. The transcript is spliced from 34 exons. The record is from RefSeq and is a predicted model, not a curated record. The coding region runs from base 270 to 5207 and encodes 1645 amino acids. Gene Ontology annotation, biological process: rRNA catabolic process; nuclear-transcribed mRNA catabolic process. Gene Ontology annotation, molecular function: 5'-3' RNA exonuclease activity; RNA binding. Gene Ontology annotation, cellular component: nucleus. NCBI's taxonomy places the organism in Eukaryota, Metazoa, Arthropoda, Insecta, Hemiptera, Cimicidae.